CUGCAGUCACUUCUCAGAAAUGACUCGUCAGUACUCAGGAGCUGAGACUGACUGAAGUCUGUAAACCUGAACAAGAAAACUACAGAGGACUAAAAUAAAGCUGUGAUUAAAAAUGUCUCCCUGGUUCAUCCAUCUGCUUCUGCUGCUCCUCAUGACUGCCCACUCGGCUCAGAGCACAGCCACCAGCUGUGAUGCUUGUCACAAACUGGCUCGCUGCCUCACCUCCAUCCAUGACAACAACGUUGAGACUGUGGACGUGUCCUGCCGCUGUGAGGACAGUGUGGUGGGAGACGGCUUCAUCUGCUACAACAAAACCACCUGCAAUAGUGACUGCUGUGGAAGAGGCUACCGCUGGUCGCCGCUGCAGGGCUGCAUAGACAUUGAUGAGUGUUCUCUGACUCCCCCUCCCUGUGGUCCCGGCCAGCUCUGCGAAAACACCCCAGGCUCCUUCUCCUGCCUGGUGAGUCCUGUGCCACAGCACCACACUGCUGCCAUAACUGAACCCCACUCAGUGGUUUUUGCCUGUGGGAACACUCAGUGCCCUGUUGGCCAGGACUGCCUUCAGGUGAACGGUGCAGCUCGCUGCACAGACCCGUGUCAGCACUAUACUCCAUUACGAGACGCCUGGAGAGCCACGGAUUUCAAGGUGGACUCAGCAUCUGCAGUCUGUGACAAUAGAGUUUGGCAGGGCUGGUACCGCCUAUACAUCGGUAACAACGGUGUACAGAUGCCGGAGAGGUGCAUUGAGAAAUACAUGUGUGGGACCCAUGCACCACUGUGGCUGCAGACUCCCCACCCACAGAAGUCUCAUGGCAUCAUACAGGGGAUGGUUUGUGGCAGCUGGGAGACAGGUUGCUGCCAUUUCAAGUCCAACCCCAUCCAUGUGAAAGCCUGCCCAGGAAACUACUACGUCUACAAGUUUGUAAGCCCAAAUACGUGUCGGCUAGCUUACUGUGCAGAUGUCAACACCAUAGUGUGUAACACCUGUACUGAAAAUCAGACCUGUGUGAGCGAUGACAAGGUCAACUGGAGGUGUGAACGUAACGAACCAGAGUUGGAUUGUGGACAGGACCACCUGCGAGUGAUGAUACCGAAGAGGGUGCUGCAGGAACAAGGGCUGAACGCCUCCUCUGCUCACCUGAGUGACCCAAGCUGCCAUGAGCAGGUCGACCACCAGGGAGAGAUGUGGUACCUGGUGGAGCGAAGGAAGGAUGUCUGUGGGAACGUGGUGAAGACAAACGGUACCCACAUUAUGUACUCCAACAUUUUGUUUGUGUACCCAUCUGAUUGGACCAAUGCCUCUCUCCCCAUCCCAAUGAGCAUCCCUUUCUCCUGUACCUUCCCACUAGAUGAUGUUCUCAGCCUCAAUAGUGCCAUUCGAUACCAGCUGCCGGGUGGUAGUGUUGGCAUGGUGCGUUCAGGUGACCCCAUCAGAGCUACAAUGACUCUGUACAGGGGGCCGGAUUACAGCCAGCCUUUUCCUGCUGGCCCAGUCAGCCUGCCACUCGGCUCUGCCCUGCAUGUUGGUGUCUCUGUGGAGAACAAUGACAAUGGACGCUUUGUCCUCAUUUUGGAAAACUGCUAUUUCACAAACACACCCAGUGCUGAAGAUCCUGUCCAAUAUGCCCUGAUCCAGAACAGGUGUCCGGUCGACCGUCGUCAUGUGACGGUGGGUGAAAGCGGGCUGUCGCAAAGGGCUCACUUCUCGGCGCUGCUCUUCCUGUACCAUGGGACAUAUGACGACGUUUAUCUACACUGCAGAGUCUCUCUAUGUGACCUGGACAGCGCCCCCUGUCGCCCUAACUGUUCCAGACGACAGGCUCGGUCCACUGCAGCCUCAUCCAAUCAGCUUCCAGUCACUGUUGGACCAAUCAGCUGGUUCUGAGGAGCAGAGUGAGUUCAUGUCCUGCUGGGAAUCAAACCUUCAGCUCAAAUCUUCAAACUCCAUUAUCCUGGUCAAUUCUUGCUCCUGAUUUGAAUCAUUUUCUUACUGUGAAACUGAAAACCACAAAACUAUCAGAUAAAGCAGAAUAUUUGCAGAUGCUUUGUGAGUAUGAAACAAAAUAAAGAGAAAACGUGAUCAACUGUAA
This is a messenger RNA of Lates calcarifer (barramundi perch), 2090 nucleotides long. Its product is annotated as uromodulin. The record is from RefSeq and is a predicted model, not a curated record. Lineage: Eukaryota; Metazoa; Chordata; Actinopteri; Centropomidae. The coding region runs from base 113 to 1885 and encodes 590 amino acids. The transcript has 10 exons. Gene Ontology annotation, biological process: neutrophil migration. Gene Ontology annotation, cellular component: cell surface; apical plasma membrane. Gene Ontology annotation, molecular function: calcium ion binding.